AUGGGUAUCGCUCACUAUGUACCGCGCAAUGUGACCUUUGCGAUUGACGAUGCCGAGGCCGACUGGCAUUUCCAUCAGAAAUUCGAUUAUAUCCACGGGAGGCUGCUGAUGGGUUCAUUAAAUCUCAAACCCGGCGGUUAUAUCGAAGUGCAAGACAUCCGACUCCCUUUCGGCUGUGACGACGGCACCGUGAGGCCCAAUUCAACCAUACUUCAAUGGAUACAUCUUCUUAUCUAUGCCUGUGACGUCCUCGAGCGCCCCAUCGACGUUGCAAAGGACCACAAGCGUCGAAUGGAAGAGGCUGGUUUUGUCGAUGUUGUCGAAGUUGUCCAGAAAUGGCCGAUGAACAACUGGCCAAAGGACCCGGUCAUGAAGGAAAUGGGCAUGUGGAAUCUGGUGAAUAUGCUGGAGGGCAUGCAUGCGGCAACUAUGGCUCCGUUUACAAGGGGGCUGGCUUGGUCGCCGCAGGAAGUUGAGCUGCUGCUGGUUGCGUUGCGGAGAGAUGUGAAGGAUACAAGCAUGCAUAUUUAUUGGCCAGUGUACUUUGUUUAUGGCCGCAAACCGUUAAAUGCAGAGGAUUGA
Molecule: messenger RNA, 582 nt
Organism: Uncinocarpus reesii 1704
Lineage: Eukaryota; Fungi; Ascomycota; Eurotiomycetes; Onygenales; Onygenaceae
Exons: 4
Coding region: 1-582 (193 amino acids)
Source: RefSeq, a predicted model, not a curated record